Messenger RNA from Drosophila navojoa, 1096 nucleotides. RefSeq lists its product as uncharacterized. Gene Ontology annotation, biological process: regulation of gene expression. Lineage: Eukaryota; Metazoa; Arthropoda; Insecta; Diptera; Drosophilidae. The record is from RefSeq and is a predicted model, not a curated record. Gene Ontology annotation, molecular function: zinc ion binding. Gene Ontology annotation, cellular component: nucleus.
AUUUAUGUAAAUAACCAAAAAUCGAACAAAAUUUAAUGAAAAUGGAUAUUUGCCGUGCUUGUAUGAGCGAGUCUCAUACCUUGGUGGAUAUAUUUUGCGAUCGGCCAUUGGCUGAUUAUGAAUUCAGUGUGGCGGAGAUGCUCAACGAGCUGGUGGAUUUUAAGAUCGCUCGUGACGAUAAGCUGCCUCAGAAGAUUUGCGUCUCCUGUGGUUUAAAUGCUCAAAUCGCGUUUCGAUUCAAGCGCAGACUACAGCAGAGCCAUCAGUUGCUCUGCAUGAAAGUAAGCGUGGAAUAUCCGGAUGGUGUCACUGUGGCGGACACAGAUACGGAUGACGAAGUGAAGGACAAUGAAUCUGAAUCUAAAUGGAAUUUGAAACAAAGCAAGCCAUAUAAAAGAAAAAUGACCAGCUGCGAGAGGUUGAUCAUGGAAAACUUAGUCAAUGAGUGCGAUCGACCGGAUUCCACUACGUUGGAUAUUGCUGACGCUGAUUCAGGAACAACUCAUCGAUAUCCCCUGCGCCGAUGCACACGGAUGUCAAACCUCAGCUAUUGCGAGAAUAUUACCAAUCCCAUCACACUGCGCAGUAGGCUGCGUAUGUUCAAGUGCGAGCAGUGCUCGACAUCGUUUACUACAAUUGAUAACCUCAUGAAACACCAAAAGUCUCAUGUCGGAGAGCACCACUACAAAUGUUUACAUUGCCCGAAAGCCUAUCGCAAGCAGUCAAAGCUGCAGAAACACAUCAAGUGCCAUAGCAACGAACAUCGUCACCUGUGUGGCCAGUGCUCCAGAGCUUUCAAGUGCAAGGCGGAUCUGGACACACACACUCUGGUCCACAGCGAGGAGCGUCCUCACAUCUGUCCCUACUGCCAAUUCACCUUCAAGACGUACUCUCACCUCAGUAGGCAUGUACGCAAUCAUACGGGUCAACGCUCGUUCCAGUGCGAGGAUUGCAACAAAACCUUCACCACCAAAUGGAACUUGAAAUGUCACAUCAAUACUCCCAAUAGGUGUUCAGCCAGAAGGGGAAGCGAUUAUAAUUUAAACAUGCAGAAUAAGUCGACUUGAAAAGCCUAGAAUAAUUAUUACACUACUUG